Messenger RNA from Folsomia candida, 1282 nucleotides. RefSeq lists its product as uncharacterized. The transcript has 7 exons. NCBI's taxonomy places the organism in Eukaryota, Metazoa, Arthropoda, Collembola, Entomobryomorpha, Isotomidae. The coding region runs from base 47 to 1198 and encodes 383 amino acids. The record is from RefSeq and is a predicted model, not a curated record.
UGUAGUCCAAACAGAUCGUGAAAAAGGUACGGCCAAAGGACAGGAAAUGUUGCAACUAAUUAUUAGCCAAGGGAUGGCGUCGUUCCAAGUCAAAAGUUUAAUUAAGAGGCGCACAGUGAAUUAUCUCAUCAGAAACUAUUCCAACUAUCCACCUCGCCAUGUUAAGAAAAAUCUAGCUGAGUGCAUCUCCUCACAAUUGUUUGGGCACCUCGCCGAACAGCAGCAGAUUGAUAUUAAAAGCUUAUUCUACAGUGACGCCAAGUCAAUUGACACAGAGGAAAUGGACCAGAAAGGGCGAAUCAUUUACAAAAAUAUUCCAGCGACAGGAUUGAUCGAGGACCGAUUAAAAUACUUGCGAAAUAAAAACUGUAUUUCAAUUCGGAAGAAGCCAAGAGUCCUCGACUCUAUUACUAAUGAUCCUACUGUUGAGGAAUACGAAAUGAAAUCCUGGCUGUCUAACUCAAAAUCACCUGCAUCUCAGGUGCUGCAAUACAUGAAGGACACCUUUAAUUUGCGAAGUCUAGAAUUAAAAAAUACAACCAAUUUGAGUAACACUUUACAAGAGUGGCCACAUCUUCUUGAGACAUCUGGUGUGAUUGACCAGGACUUUGAAAGAUUGAAUCCCGGGAAAUCGGAAAUUAUGCUAAGGAAGUGGCCUAGCAUCGCCAAACAAAUUUGCGAAUUCGCCGAGAGGUCUCAAACCAAAGCAAUAGCUGAGUCAGGAAUUAAAAAAAUGUUUUCAACAUUAUCAUUGGAUGAGAUUACAAUUGCUGCAUUUGUGAUGUUGCCGUAUCUGACCUCGACAUCAGCUUAUAAGAAGAGAGGAGCAAAGAAAGUCAAAAUAUCAGCUGCGGCGGCUGCUGACUUUUUUAUUCAAUUUGUAUCUAAAACUUUUGAUUUGGAGUCGUUCAAAGCCAAUGAAUCGGAGCGACGUCAACCGUUUGUUGUUUGUGUUGGAGAUUUGGCAAACCUUAUAAUUAAGGAUGUUUACGUUAUGCUUGAGCGAAAAUUAAUUAAGUCGCCGACGAUAAUUUCUGCCGUAGAUUUAUGUUUUAAGUUGUUCCAUGUUUUAAAACUUAAGUUCCCCGAUGAAUGUUACCCGGUCUGGUCUUUCUUUGAUCACACGGUCUACCAGAUAAACGAAAUUGUAUCUCCACCUGCAUCAGUAUUAGCUUUAGGAUCUCAUAUUAUUGUUUAAUUAAUUUUGCAUGUAUGUGUAAUAAUUAGUUACAAUUUAAAUUGUGUUCAUGUAUUUAAAUUUAUCAGUAUUCGUUUUUGUAUA